AGAAGCAGCUGUUUUGUAUUUCAAAAUACAUAGUCUUUAAUUUUAUUGAGAAAUGAUCGUUAAAGUGUCGAAAAUAGGAAUCACUUUUAGAAUAAAAACACAAAUGUCAAAAUAUCCCUCAAAAGAAUCCAUUAGUAGCAUAUUAUGACCAGGUUGAAUUGUUUUGGGAAGAAAUUUUCCCCAACACCGGUUUUUCCUUCGCGCACGACUGCCUGUUCUAUUUUCGAUAUUAUACAGAGAUUCAUUUGACGUGCGGUGUGGUCACACGUGGCUUAAUACCGAAUGAAAACAUUUAGUCCCAACAAAACACGGAUUAACAUAGAAAGAUUUUAAGGACCUUUUACACAUGAUUUUGUUGGAACAGGAUUUGUAUGGCGUUCUGUUAACGGAGUGUGGCGAUCUAGCUGGUUCUGGUGCUGUAUGAUAGUGAAUUGAGAAUGCGAGGCAGGAAUACAGCGCUGCUGAUUCUGCUAUUUUUGGCAGGCUUUACCACCGUCUAUAUUCUCCACUCGGGGCCAAAUGUUUUACAACGACUUAAUCGACAGUCUGCAACGGUAAAAGAGUUUCCGAAGACUUUGUCAAAGCUUGAUGAAUACCGCUUGAGGUAUCCAGACCCUUACAAUGACACUGUGGUUCUGCCCUCCAAGGAGGUCAUGCAGAAAAUGGAUCAAGGGGCCUUGGGAGACCUUUAUCACCAGUACAUCAACAGUUUACAGGUGUUUUGUCGGAAGGUGAUACGUCUGGGGAAGCUGGAUGAUGGGGGAUGGGAUUUUUGCGAUGAUAAUAGAUUCCGUCCAAGAAAUAACUGUCUAGUCUACUCAUACGGAAUCCAGUUUGACUUCAGUUUUGAUGAUGCCAUUGUAAAAAAAUACAAUUGUGAAGUGCACGCAUUUGACCCAAGCAUGAGGGUAGGGGAUCACAAACAUGGUGCCAAUGUAUUUUUCCAUGCCACGGGGCUGUCCGGGGAUAAUAUGCCGUCGCGUGGAACCAAUUGGAAAAUGAGGACACUGCAGAAACAGAGAGAGGAACUGGGCCACUCUAAGAGACCAAUAGAUGUGCUGAAGAUUGAUAUCGAGGAAUAUGAAUACCUGGCAGUACCGAACAUGUUGGAAACUGGAAUUCUGAAAGACAUAAGGCAGAUGGCCAUCGAGUUCCACGUUACCCUGAAAACAGACAGAUCAAGAAGAUUUAAGGAAGAACCCCCCAAGGAAAAGUACUUCUUCACUUUAAGUCUGUUCAAGGACCUUUACGAUUUAGGAUUUCGUAUAUUCUGGACACACAGAAACCCCACCUGUAAAUUUUUCUCUAGAAAGGGUAAUGUUGAAAGGGUAACCUGCCAUGAGGUAUCGUUUGUAAAUAUAAACAAUAUGUAAUCGAGAGGUUAAAUGAUCAUUAGUACCUCAGGCGGAUUUCUGAUGUGUUUACCAGUAGUUCAUUGGGAGUCAAAGCAGCAGAUGUUUCCACAUAAACUAUUGACUUUCUGUCUCCAGUUUACUCAUUAUGUCAGCUUUCCAUCAGCAGUUUGUUGCCUGGUUUCCAUACCAAUGAUAUCACAUACAUUUGUAUAAAACCUAAACUCGAAAGUGCUUGCCACAAGGUAAAAUAUUUUUUACUGAACAUCAAUGGAAACUAGCUUUUAUACUUUGGCAUUUGUGUAUGAUACUUGCUGUUCAUCAUACCUGUAGUUAUUUUUCAAGUAUUAUAUAGAUUAGUACUUUGAGUGUAUUAAAGUUUCUCAGCCAGAGUACAGUUUGUUCAGUGGAAGGAGUUACUUCCCUUCACCGGCAGUCAUAGUAUUGAUCAAUAUUUUUACAUCUGCUGGGAAGUUGUCAUCCAUCUUAAUAUUACUGUACGGCGUUGAUAAUCUUCAUAAUUUAACAGUUUUAAGUAAAAACAUUUCUUUGAUUUAUGACAAGUGGUUUAGAGUAGGAAAUUUAUUAUUUACAGGUUUGAAAAUUGAUGUUUUGCACAUUCAAACAUGAUUUAUGUCAGUUUUGAAAACUAUUGAUCUCAUGAGAAAUCUUGUAAAGGAAACUAUCACAUUUUUAACAUGGAUUAAUAUUAUUAUCAUUCACUGCAUUCAGCUAUUUUGCAGCAUUUGAUACACCAUAAUCUUAUCUGGAACACUCUAAGGAAUGGUUACUGUCAAUGUGAUGCCAGUACCUCCAAGUGUGGUUAUUUGAUAUUUUAUCAUAAAUAGGUUUACUUUCUAUGGAAAGUUAUUUGAAGCAUAAAAAAUAUUUUUUUUUACAAAAUAUUAAGGAAUAAAAGUCUAGGUAGGUUGUAUUAUGUAUGUAUUAUGGGAUAAUUUCUGUGUAUAAUCUACAUUCAUUAUUAUAGAAAUUACAGUAGGUUUUUAUUAAUAUGUUUAUAUAACAUUAUUGAGUGUUCCAUUUAUGUCACAAUUUAAAUGUAAUAUUUUACACCAAAUGCACUGAAAACUGCUGAAUGAUACUGGAAAUGGUUAGAAUGCCUUCCCAGAAAUAUUGAAAUACCAGAAUAUUUACCCCAUUAAUGACAAAUACGAAAGCCUUAAAGUGUUUUGUCAUGUACCUCUGUCUUUGGCAUCAUGUGACCUAACAUUCCAGGGUUUUCCUGUCACGGACAAGGCAACUAUUCUUAGACCCCUGUGAAAUGAUCAUGAAUAAUUCAUGAUUUAUCUUGAAUUUGAAUAUGUCAUGAAUAUUAUUCAUGAAGAUGCAAAGAACAUUUUUGGAUUAUGAAUAUUUGUUCAUGAAAAGAAGGGUAAUGAAUAUUCAUGAAUAUUUCUUUUUCAUGAAUAAUUCAUGAAAAGUCAUAUUCAUGAAUAUCCAUCAUUUGUCAAGUACAUAACCCUUGAAGUCAUGUAUUGGGAUGUGAUAUAUGUAUAAUAUGUACCCCCAUAAUUUAAUACAUAUACCUAGACAUUUAUUCCUUAAAUAUACUUCUGUAUUAUGAAAAAUGUAUAGAUUGUUAACAGAAUAACAUUGUCAAGUUUCAUACUUCAAGAAAGAAAUGUCAACCAUUGUGAGAUUAAAAUGUAUCAGAAAGUACAGAUGAACUUUGAUAUCUCGAACAUCGAAUACCAUGGGUAUAAGGUCAAACUGAGUUGGAAGUCCAAACUACAUUUUCUCUAUAUAUUUUAACCUCAAUAUCUUGAACGUUAAGAUAUUUUGAAGUUUUUUCUUGGCCCCAAACGAGUUCGAGAUAAUGAGGUUUGACUGUAUGUUAUUAUUCUCAAAAUAAACUUUCUGUGAGUGAUAUUUUUAGAAUUGAAUACAGUUUGGUUUACAAAAUGUAUUAAAUGUGCCAAUUUUUAUUUUCUUAUAAAGAUCUGAGCUUUAAAUAAUACUCGCAUAUUAUUUUUGAGAUUGUUUUCAAAAUCUCGCAUAAUAUUAAAUUUGCCAUUUUGUGUGUAAAGUUAAGUAAAUUUCUGAUGAUAUUAAAUGUGAAUUCUGGUUUAAUAAUCAGUUGAUAAAUCACCCCUGAUCUAAGUAAGAUGUAACUCAAUGAUAUCCAUUAGAAAAUUGAAUUGCAUGGACACAUAACAAAUGAUCUGAAUCAAGAACUAUUUGUGUAUAAUUCAGAGGCGGAUUUGGUGGGUGGGGGGGUUGGGAUUAGAAACAGCCCCCCCUUCCCUUUUUUUUUUUAAAAUAGUGAUAACUAUGCAUCAAAGCAAGAAGGAACGAGAAUUCCAAUCUGAAAUGAAUUAUAAUUUUGAAUCAAUAAGUCAAGUUUAUUCUUUUUGUUUAAAUUCUGUAAAGGAUGUAGUAACUAUAAAUGAAAGGAACAAGAAUUUCAGUGGAAAAUGCACCAUUUUGAAUCAAUCUUUUUAAAAAAUUUCCUGGCGGGGGGAGAGUCCCCCAGACCCCUCCCUCCCUCUUCGGGCCUCAACCCCACCCACCCACCCCCGUAAGGUCUAGAUCCACCACUGUACUUCUACAUAUUUUGGGAGAUAUGUACUUCUACAUAUUUUGGGAUAUGAGAAAAUUGCACAUUUAGUUUAUGUCAUUAGCAUAUCUGUUGUAAUUGUAGCCUUGGUUAUGUGAUUAUCUGUGUGUUAAGAUAAUUAGUUGCUACUAAAUCCGAUAUGACCAAAAUCAAAGGUUAGCUAUUCUAAAGUGUAUUAGUAAUUUACAAUAUGUUGUAGUAUUUUUUUAAUGUUUCCGAAUAAAUCUGUUUGAUGUGAUAGUUUGAUGGUGUUAAUUUCUGUAUCAGUUUUAACUAGUCAUCAUUUUCAGAAGAAAACAAUGCACAUUUUAUAUUGAGAAUCUCUUUUACACAUACUUUUAAUAUUUUAUUGAACAUGUAGAUUUUUAAAUAGGAAAGCAAUUAACUGUGAUGUUGGAUAGCUAUUGAUGAGAUUUUUUGUUGCUUAUUAGUAAGAUCUUGGUGUUUGUUUGAAAUGGAUACAUUUUUUUAUGGGUGUUGUUUCUGUAUGCUACUAGGCAGUAUGUGAAGAGAGCGCUUUUUAAUUCAUAUUAAAUUCAACAGUCGUAAAAUGAUUGAUAAUUGUUUUUAGGGAAGUUUAUGCUCUAUGAUCUGCAAGACUCCUAUUGAUGUGAGGUUUAGUUCACUUUUGUAACCUUGUGAAUUAUUGUAAUAUGAUAUAAUACCUAAUGCAUGGAUUACGAGAAGAAAUAGAAAUGUACUCGCACAUGUGUUAUUGAAGAUUUACUUGUUAGGUGUUGAUCACCAUUUCAGUUCAGAUGUGCAAGGUUUAGAUUAGAUGCGAGAGGAAAAUCAAAUAUUUUUGCAUUUUUCAUGUUUUGUGAAUCUUUCUUGAAAAGCAUUAUUCCCUCAAAGGUGCCUGUUUUUCUAGUCUAAAAGUGCAAAUGUGAUUUACAUACAAUUUAUUUUUAACUUUUGAUAAACAAUUAAAAUACUUCUGUUCUUUACAUCUAAAUGUAAUUCACAGUCAAUUUGUUUUAUAAUCCCACAUAAUGCAUAGAAUUUUAAAACUCUAAAUCAACAUUAAAUUCAAUUCAACAUCAUUUGACAUGUAUAUUAUUGAUCAUGUAACAAUUUACGUUGGUUAACAUUAAUUGAAUUUAAUGUUACACCAACAUUAAUUUAACAUUAGAAUGAUGUUAGUAUUCAUUUAAAAUGUUAAACUAUUGUAGGGACAAUUGGCUGUGUAUGUACAUGUAGAUUGUAAUAGGAUACUCAUGUUUGUAUUAAAAAAAUCAAAAAUUAGCUUUACAUAUAUAUCUUUUAAGAAUAUAGUCUACAACAUUGCUAUUUGUUCAUGUACAUAUGUGACUAUAAUAUCUGUAACAUAAAAACUAUGUAAGCAUGUAAUAUGGACAUAGCAUAAAUAUGUAUUGUUCACGAAUUAUGCAUGGUUAGUAUAUACAGCAAGUUAAUUAUCAUUGUAUUCUGUGCCUUACGCAUCAUUUAUAUUUCUCAAUAGAAACCGUGAUAAACACUCUGGAGAUCGUA
Molecule: messenger RNA, 5421 nt
Organism: Ostrea edulis (European flat oyster)
Lineage: Eukaryota; Metazoa; Mollusca; Bivalvia; Ostreida; Ostreidae
Product: probable methyltransferase-like protein 24
Exons: 6
Coding region: 438-1373 (311 amino acids)
Source: RefSeq, a predicted model, not a curated record